This is a messenger RNA of Mus musculus (house mouse), 1031 nucleotides long. RefSeq names its product glutathione S-transferase, mu 2 (gene Gstm2). Gene Ontology annotation, cellular component: cytoplasm. NCBI's taxonomy places the organism in Eukaryota, Metazoa, Chordata, Mammalia, Rodentia, Muridae. The record is from RefSeq and is marked validated. The transcript has 8 exons. Gene Ontology annotation, molecular function: glutathione transferase activity. Bases 28 to 684 code for a protein of 218 amino acids.
GGUUGGUCUGCUCUGGACACCAGCACUAUGCCUAUGACACUAGGUUACUGGGACAUCCGUGGGCUGGCUCACGCCAUCCGCCUGCUCCUGGAAUACACAGACACAAGCUAUGAGGACAAGAAAUACACCAUGGGGGACGCUCCUGACUAUGACCGAAGCCAGUGGCUGAGUGAGAAGUUCAAGCUGGGCCUGGACUUUCCCAAUCUGCCCUACUUGAUUGAUGGAUCACACAAGAUCACCCAGAGCAAUGCCAUCCUGCGCUACCUUGCCCGAAAGCACAACCUGUGUGGAGAGACAGAGGAGGAGAGGAUUCGUGUGGACAUUUUGGAGAACCAGGCUAUGGACACCCGCAUACAGUUGGCCAUGGUUUGCUACAGCCCUGACUUUGAGAAAAAGAAGCCAGAGUACUUAGAGGGUCUCCCUGAGAAGAUGAAGCUCUACUCUGAGUUUCUGGGCAAGCAGCCAUGGUUUGCAGGGAACAAGGUCACCUAUGUGGAUUUUCUUGUUUAUGAUGUCCUUGAUCAACACCGAAUAUUUGAGCCCAAGUGCCUGGAUGCCUUCCCAAACCUGAAGGACUUCAUGGGUCGCUUUGAGGGCCUGAAGAAGAUAUCUGACUACAUGAAGAGCAGCCGCUUCCUCUCCAAGCCAAUCUUUGCAAAGAUGGCCUUUUGGAACCCAAAGUAGGAUUACAAAGCCCAGACCUGGGGGAAUACUCAUGAGUGCUCUGCUGGCCCUAGCUCUUACCACGUGCAGCUUUCUUCUCCUUUCCAUUCCCUAUUCCUCCAUUUCCUCUUCCCAGCCCUUCCCUCAGCCAAGCCUCUGGGUCCUUGGGCUCUCCAUUUCUUCAUUAGUCUCCUCCUAUCCCUUGUCUCUGCCCUGCAUCCAGCCCUUCCCUCAGUGAUGGUUGGAGGAAUGUACUAGACCCGAGAAUCCCCGGCCUGGCCUGAGAGAUUAGAUCUGUCUGUGUGCUGCCUUGGUCCUCAGAGUAAGCAGCUAAGCCCCAUUUGGUUCUCAAUAAAGUGUGAAUCACA